Messenger RNA from Myzus persicae (green peach aphid), 800 nucleotides. RefSeq names its product M-phase-specific PLK1-interacting protein-like. The coding region runs from base 213 to 698 and encodes 161 amino acids. The transcript is spliced from 3 exons. The record is from RefSeq and is a predicted model, not a curated record. Lineage: Eukaryota; Metazoa; Arthropoda; Insecta; Hemiptera; Aphididae.
UUUGUUGAUCAAUUUAAAUUUGUUGUAACUUAAAAAAGUAUGCAAGUGUUAACGUGCACGAACUGUGCGAGCACUAAAAUUUAAUUGUUGUUAAUUUAUUGCGCGAUUAAUAUUAUAUUUAUUUGUAUUCUUAAAAUUAUCUUUAUAAAUAUACUUUUUACCGUUGAAACUUGAGGUAAACUAAAGGUUUCAUCUAGAAUCUAUGAUCAAACAUGAGUUCAUACAAAUCACCACUAAUAAGGUCUAGAAAUACAUCUGCCACUACAGACAGCACAUUGCCUUUUCCGAAUGUAGAAUCGCCGUCGAACUCAAUUAACAAAACAUUGAAGGAUAGCAUUUUGUUGUAUGACAACACUCCUCAACAAUCACCUACUGAACAGAAUUGGCGAGGACGUGGUUGUAGUUCACCGAGAUUCAAUAGUCCACGAUCUAGAGGGAGAGGAUCACCGUACCAAUGGACUCCCAACAGAUUUAACAACAGCAGCAGUUCAGAUCAUAACAAUUCAUCUAGUUAUACACCACGUGAACAAAAUAGUUAUACCUCAUACAGACCACAAUUUAACAAAUAUAAAAAUCAAAAUCCUAAUAGUCGUCGAAAUUUGAAUGAUAAUAGUGAUGAAAGCUACUUUCAUCCAUCAAUGUUGGAAGAUCCGUGGGCAUCAUUGUUAAAAAAUACAGAAAACGAUGUCUCAAUAUGAAUAAAUAAUGAGCUGUAUUACCAGUGAUUGUGUAUAUUUGUAUUCAUAAUUUUUAAGUGUUUGCUAGUGUUAAAAAAAAAAAUUAAAUAUUAUUGAACAUGA